Messenger RNA from Nothobranchius furzeri (turquoise killifish), 3961 nucleotides. RefSeq names its product MAP/microtubule affinity-regulating kinase 1 (gene mark1). Gene Ontology annotation, biological process: microtubule cytoskeleton organization; intracellular signal transduction; protein phosphorylation. Gene Ontology annotation, cellular component: cytoplasm. Lineage: Eukaryota; Metazoa; Chordata; Actinopteri; Cyprinodontiformes; Nothobranchiidae. Gene Ontology annotation, molecular function: protein serine/threonine kinase activity; ATP binding; tau-protein kinase activity. The record is from RefSeq and is a predicted model, not a curated record.
UGGCCUGCCCUCCCCCCCUCCUCCCCUCUCUCGCUCCCUCUCUUCUGCGGCUGCCUGCUGCUCUCUCUUUUCCUCUCCUUUCCUGUCUGACACAAGUCUACCUGACGGGAAGCGCACAAAGCCGAUAAGGAAAAAUCUGGCGCACCGGCUGCGCCAUGCUGCGGUAAAGAGAGAAAAGCAAGGGGCCGCUGUCUGCGGAGGGGGGGAGGGGGGUGGGGGGGGUGCAGAGGAGAGGACGGAGGCUCCGCGCCGUGUCUGCUCUGCCCAGCUCCGCUGCAUCGCCGAGCGGCCUGCGAAGCACACAAGAUGUCGACCAGAACGCCAUUGCCCACGGUGAACGAGCGUGACACCGAGAAUCACUCGUCGGUGGACGGCUUUGUCGAGCCCCCGGCUCCCCCUACCAAGUCUGCGAGUCGUCACAGUCUGCCACGAUGUCGCAACUCCUUCACCUCCACAGAGGAGCAUCCUCACAUCGGCAAUUACCGCCUCCUUAAGACCAUCGGAAAGGGGAACUUUGCCAAAGUGAAGCUGGCACGGCAUGUCCUGACUGGAAGAGAGGUAGCGGUGAAGAUUAUAGACAAAACCCAGCUGAAUCCGACCAGUCUACAGAAGCUUUUCAGGGAAGUCAGAAUAAUGAAGGUUCUCAAUCAUCCUAAUAUAGUAAAAUUGUUUGAGGUGAUUGAAACUGAAAAGACACUUUAUCUGGUGAUGGAAUAUGCAAGCGGUGGAGAGGUGUUUGACUAUCUCGUGGCUCACGGCAGGAUGAAGGAGAAAGAGGCCAGAGCCAAGUUCAGACAGAUUGUGUCUGCGGUGCAGUUUUGUCAUCAAAGGAGGAUAGUGCACAGAGAUCUGAAGGCUGAGAACUUAUUGCUGGAUGCAGAUAUGAACAUCAAGAUAGCCGACUUUGGCUUCAGCAACGAGUUCACGGUGGGCAGCAAGCUGGACACAUUCUGCGGCUCCCCGCCGUACGCUGCUCCUGAACUUUUUCAAGGAAAGAAGUAUGACGGUCCAGAGGUGGACGUCUGGAGUCUCGGGGUUAUCCUCUACACACUGGUCAGCGGAUCACUGCCCUUCGACGGACAGAACCUAAAGGAGCUGAGAGAGCGGGUUCUGCGAGGGAAGUAUCGCAUUCCUUUCUACAUGUCCACAGACUGUGAAAACCUACUGAAGAAGCUGCUGGUGCUCAACCCCGUCAAACGAGGCAGUUUGGAGCAAAUCAUGAAAGAUCACUGGAUGAAUGUGGGCCACAAUGAUGAGGAGCUCAAACCUUACACCGAGCCUGAACCCGACUUUAAUGAUUCAUCCCGAAUAGAGCUUAUGGUGACGAUGGGUUUCCCUAAAGAUGAGAUCACAGAGUCCUUGCAAAGCCAGAAGUACGAUGAGGUCAUGGCCACCUACCUGCUGUUGGGUCGAAAAGCUCCAGAGUUUGAGGGUAGCGAGCCUCUGACCAACAGCGUCUUGGGUCAACGACAGCGACCGACCAGCGACAUCAACAACAGCUCCAGCAUUUCUCCCGCCCAUCCCAAGGUCACGCGCAGCAUUUCGGCCAAUCAGAAGCAGCGUCGCUACAGUGAUCAUGGUGGGGAUGAUGAUGAUGGUGGUGGUGUUGGUGGUGUCGUAGAGAAGCCAAUGGGUCCGUCCGUUCCACCAGCAGUAUCGUACUCAAAGCGAGGUCAGGCCCUGAGCGUGGAGAGUGACCACAGGGAGGAGUGGGACGGAGCACGCCGGCUAGAGCUGAGUACUUCAAAAGGAGACGUUCCUGCCUCGCCGCUGGGGGUGCAGGAGAGGAAGAAAGCUACAAGCACUGUAGGGCAGACCAAUGGCUCCAUGACUCGCAGGAACACGUAUGUGUGUGAGCGGUCUUCCACCGAUCGCUACUCAGCUAUUCCCAACGGAAAAGACAGCAGUUUGAGCGAGGUGUCGGGGAGCACGCCGUCUACAGCUCUGAGUUCAACACGACCGCGUCACACCAAGUCCAUGUCGUCAUCAGGACACCCUUCAAAGAGCACACUGCCCCCCAUCGACGACAACACGGAGCUCAAAUCUAGCUCCUCUCCGCGCGACCCCUCCACCUCUCCCUCUGUACACAGUAUUAGCACCCCUGAGAAGAACCGGUUCCCUCGCGGGACGACCAGUCGUAGCACCUUUUGCGGAUCUCAGCUGAGAGACCGCCGCAGCGCUACGUACAACGGUCCCCCGGCCUCGCCCACCUUGUCCCAUGACACGGGGGCUCUGGCACAGCAACGCAGGGGCACGUCUACAGGAAUCAUCAGCAAGAUCACCUCAAAGUUUGUCCGCAGAGCUAUGUCUUUCAGGUCGACCCAGAGGGUGCCUAGUGAGGGAGAGGCCAGUGCCAGGACGGAAACGCCGAGGAGUGCAUCCGGCGAUUCUAAAGAAGACGGCAGUCGGGACACCAAGCCCCGCUCUCUGCGUUUCACCUGGAGCAUGAAGACCACCUCCUCCAUGGAGCCCGCCGACAUGAUGAGAGAGAUCCGAAAAGUUCUGGACGCCAACAGCUGCGACUACGAGCAGCGCGAGCGCUUCCUGCUGUUCUGCGUCCACGGCGACGCCCGCCAGGACAAUCUGGUCCAAUGGGAGAUGGAAGUUUGCAAGCUGCCCCGUCUCUCACUCAAUGGCGUGCGCUUCAAGAGGAUAUCAGGCACGUCCAUCGCCUUUAAGAACAUCGCCUGCAAAAUUGCCAACGAGCUCAAACUGUGACGGCAGAUGGAGGACCGCUCAGGCUUCGGCGAGCUCUGGUUACGGUCUCAUCUCAUCACUGGGUUAGUGUUGACUUACAAAACCGAAUCAACACAGAAGGGUCCUCGCCACGCAGAAUCAGGGUGGACUCAGCUGAUGAACGCGCAUUGCCGGCCGCGAAUGUACUGUACAGGGUUGUGUGGGUCAGAGGAGUCCGUGACGGACAGAUAGCAAAAACAACUAACCCUCCGUUCUUUUUUCUCUCUCCCUCCGACCGGCCCCGUCUCUCUCAUCAUCCUGCUGCUACGUGUCAGAGGAUGCAGUCGUGUAACACAUGCAGUAUGCAACCGAAGAUCCUGCAAUAAUGUUUUCAGCAGCCUGAUUUUUUCUUAAUUGCAACGUCAAAUUCUAACUUUUCGCUGAAUGAUCCUUAAAAUUACUGUAAGCUAAAAUAACCGCUUCUCCACCUGUGUUAAGGCAGUAUAUAGAUCAGGCUGGAGCCCAUACUAAAACUAUGUAUAAAGAGAAUUGUACUGUAUGCAUAACAUCUGCAGGUACUGUACUGUAUAUUGAUUUUUAGUUCUGUACAGAAUCUUAAUUGUUAAUACCGUCUUUUUUUUCAUGGGGUUGAGUUAUUUCCUUAUAUAGUUCAUGCCUCUUAGAGUUUAAUUCUUUCUGUUGAGUUUUAUUUUAUUUUAUUUUUUCCUUUUUUUUGGGGGGGUAAGAACCACAAAGUAAAAAAAUAGUGUUUUCAGUUUAAUUUAAAGAGCGCUAAAUUAUUUUGUGGAAUUUUAAGGGACGUGUUCCCUUGCCUUUUAUGUUAUAUAUUUGUUUGCCUAUUAAAAAGAAAACAAUGAAGCUGCAUCACACAGAUUUGGGUUUUAACUAAGACUGCAAAUGUGUUCACUUUAUUUUCUCGCCGCAGUGGGUGCAGGUGAUUUGGAGAUCCCUGCUGCAGUUGCACAAGUAUUCAGGGUGAACAUGCGCGUGUCCGCCUGUAGUCCUCAGUUACAAAAACACAGGGCUUGGAGGGUAGGAUGCACCAGAAGUGAAACGUGUGAAAUGUUGCUGUGGAGCUGGAUUGAGUCCUGCUACCGGUCUGAUUCUGCAGGUACUUGUGUAUCACUUUGCUUGUGUUCUAGUUUUUUUUUUAUUCAGCUGAUUUUAUUGUAUUUAUUCCAUUACACUGUAAUGUGCUGCAUUGUAGAUUUGAGGCGUGCACUUUGUUGGAGAAGAUUAAAAGGAUUUUAUUUGUUUGUAUUUA